CUUGCUCACAGAUUGGGUUCGAAUUCAACCUCGCAGAUGCACCUAUCCCCAAGACUGAGCUGCAUCCAUCUCCUAAACAACAUACUGAACUCUUCCCUUCUUCAACUCAAACAAAUUCACGCCCAAUUGAUCACCAAUGCCUUCAAAUCCCCCUCCCCUUACGCCAAAUUAAUCGCCCAUUUCUGCAACAAGCAUUCCCCCGAAGCCACCGCCUACGCCCAUUCCAUAUCCCUGCACCACCGACACCCCACCAAUCUCUUCCUCUUCAACACCCUCAUACGAUGCGCUCCGCCUCAACAUUCCAUCUCCAUUUUCGCCAAUUCGGUCUCCACUGCUCACUUCCAAUUCGAUGAUUUCACUUUCAUUUUCCUGCUCGGAGCUUGUGCGCGGGCUCCAUCGCCGCCGACGUUAACCACCGGCAAGCAGAUUCAUACUCAUAUUCUCAAACGUGGGGUUGUUUCAAACAUUUGGGUGCAGACUACCAUGAUUCAUUUUUACGCGAUUAACAAAGAUGUGGGUGCUGCACGGAAGGUGUUCGAUGAAAUGCCUGUGAGAAAUAAUGUUACCUGGAAUGCGAUGAUUGCAGGGUACUGCUCACAAAGUGGAAGGGUGGCUCAUAAAUAUGGUCUAGAAGCGUUGGAUUUGUUUCGGGCGAUGUUGGUUGAAUCAACGAAUUCUGAUGUCAAUCCAACGGAUACUACAAUGGUCUGUCUUCUUUCAGCUGCAUCUCAACUGGGUGUGCUUGAAACCGGCGUUUGCGUUCAUGCAUACAUCGAGAAAACAAUUGAUUCCCCUGAAAAUGAUGUGUUUAUUGGUACUGGUUUGGUUAAUAUGUACUCAAAAUGUGGGUGUCUCAACAGUGCUUCAUUAGUUUUUAAGCAGAUGAAGCAGAGGAACGUUUUGACAUGGACAGCGAUGGCGACAGGGUUGGCCAUUCAUGGAAAGGGUAAAGAAGCAUUGGAACUUUUGGAAGCAAUGGGAGGUCAUGGUGUAAAGCCAAACGCAGUAACCUUCACAAGUCUACUUUCUGGUUGCUGUCAUGGGGGGCUUAUCGAAGAGGGGCUCCAUUUGUUUGAUGUAAUGGAGAGGAAGUUCGGUGUUGUGCCACAAAUGCAGCAUUAUGGCUGCAUUGUUGACCUUCUUGGGCGGUGUGGGCACUUGAAAGAGGCAUAUGAGUUGAUACUUGGGAUGCCAAUGGCGCCUGAUGGUGUGUUAUGGAGGAGUUUGAUGAGUUCUUGUAUGGUUCAUUGCGAUGUUGAAAUGGGAGAGAAGGUGGGGAAGUUCCUUGUGGAGAGUGUUGUUGGUGAUGAGUGGUGUGAUGGAAGUGAGGACUUUGUAGCUUUGUCGAAUGUUUAUGCUUCUGCUCAAAGGUGGGAGAAUGUGAAGGCUGUAAGGGAGGAGAUGAAGAUCAAAGGGAUUCAAAACAAAGCCGGGGUAUAGUUCGGUUCAAACUAGGGGUUAGAGACGGGGUAUAGUUCGGUUCAAACUAGGGGUUAGAGACGGGGUAUAGUUCGGUUCAAACUAGGGGUUAGAGACGAGUUAACAAAAAUUCAUCGUUAAAACAUCUGUAACAUUGUUAUGAACUAA
Molecule: messenger RNA, 1587 nt
Organism: Cucurbita moschata (crookneck pumpkin)
Lineage: Eukaryota; Viridiplantae; Streptophyta; Magnoliopsida; Cucurbitales; Cucurbitaceae
Product: pentatricopeptide repeat-containing protein At3g18970
Exons: 2
Coding region: 37-1440 (467 amino acids)
Biological process (GO): RNA modification
Molecular function (GO): protein binding; RNA binding
Source: RefSeq, a predicted model, not a curated record